Aegilops tauschii subsp. strangulata is the source of this 2355-nucleotide messenger RNA. The record is from RefSeq and is a predicted model, not a curated record. Lineage: Eukaryota; Viridiplantae; Streptophyta; Magnoliopsida; Poales; Poaceae.
GUCAUCCAUGUGCAGGCUGUUCUCAGCCCGAACGUGGCGGCGAUGUACGAGCUACACUUCGCCGUGCCCAUGGCCAGCGCCGUCCUCUGCACGCUUAACACGCGGCACGACGCGGCCAUGGUGUCCACCCUGCUGAAGCACUCCGAUGCCAAGGUGUUCCUCGUUGAGUCGAGCCUUCUCGGAAUCGGGAGAGACGCGCUGCAUCGUCUCGCCGACCCUAGGUCCGGCGCCGCCAGCAUUCCAGUCCUCGUAACCAUCUCUGACGACACCGACUCCAUCGACCCUGACGUCUGCGAAAAUGAGUAUGAGGCUCUCAUCAAGAGUACCCCUUGGCAUUUCGACAUCCGCUGGCCGGCGAAUGAGUUGGACCCCAUCACGCUCAACUACACGUCUGGCACGACGUCGCGGCCCAAGGGUGUGCUCUACAACCACCGGGGCGUGUACCUGAACACCAUCGCCACGGUCCUCGGUUACGACAUCACUCCGAUGCCGACGUACCUGUGGACUGUGCCCAACGGCUGGAGCCUGACGUGGGUUGUCGCCAUGCAGGGUGGCACCAACAUCUGUCUCCGCCACUUCACGACGAGGGUCAUCUUCGACAGCAUCGCACGACAUGGAGGGACACACAUGGGCGGUGCACCUACGGUUCUCAACAUGACCGUUAAUGCGCCCGCCGUAGAUCGAAGGCCACCGUCGACCGAGACGGUGGUGCGUGUCAUGACGGGCGGCGCGCCGCCACCGCCCCGCGUCCUGGCUGGAAUGGAGGAGCUUGGUUUCGUGGUAUAUCAUAUAUACGGCCUCACGGAGACGCACGGUGCAGCCACUGUGUGCACUUUGACGCCGGAGUGGGAUGCGCUGCCGGUGGAGGAGCGCGCGCGGCUCAAGGCGCGACAGGGGUUCCAUCACAUAGCGAUGGAGGAUGCCGAUGUCAAGGACCCAACCACCAUGGAGAGUGUGCCGCACGACGGUAAGACAGUGGGCGAGGUGAUGUUCCGUGGCAACACAGUCAUGAGUGGGUACUACAAGGAUGUUGAUGCGACCAAAGAGUCCAUGGCGGGAGGGUGGUUGCGCACAGGGGACCUUGCCAUCCGGCACCCAGACGGGUACAUCCAAGUCAAAGAUAGGGCCAAGGACAUCAUCAUAUCGGGCGGCGAGAACAUCAGCUCGAUUGAGGUGGAGUCCAUAAUCUUUGGCCACCCGGCGGUGCUCGAGGCGGCGGUUGUGGCGAGGCCCGACGACCAUUGGGGGGAGACACCAUGUGCCUUCGUCAAGCUGAAGGAUGGCACAAGUUCCACAGAAACAGAGAUCAUAGGCUUCUGUCGGGAGAAGCUGCCACACUACAUGGUGCCCAAGAUAGUGGUAUUUGAGGAUUUGCCCAAAGCUUCCACCGGGAAGACGCAGAAGUUUGUUCUUCGAGAGAAGGCCGGAGAAAACAGGCCGAAAACAGCAAAGGGCGUGGGAAGGAUCCAAAAUCUGAACUACAUCUACAACUGCAAUGACAGUGAGGCUCUGUGGAUGCUUAGAAUGAAAAGAGCACCAUUUGCCAGGCUUGUCGAGACCUUCAGGAGCAGGGGGCUGCUACAAGAUAGCAUCAACACCAGUGUCGAAGAGCAAGUGGCCAUGUUCCUCCAUGUUGUUGGCCAUAACCAGAGGUUCAGGGUCAUUCACGACACGUUCAGGAGAUCAAUGAAGACCAUCUCUAGGUACUUCAAGCAAGUGCUUUAUGCUAUUGGGGAGCUUAGAGGAGAGAUGACCAGGAGACCAUCUGGUCAGACUCCACCCAAGAUUCGCGGAAGCCCAAGAUGGUAUCCACACUUCAAGGAUUGCAUUGGGGCAAUAGAUGGUACUCAUGUCACUGCCAGAGUUCCUAGGUCACAGUCUGCAGCAUACAGGGGGAGGAAGCACUACACAAGCCAGAAUCACAUGAGUCGACCUGAUGGGAUCAACAUCCCCGACGGCAAGUUCUACCUUGGAGAUGCUGGCUAUGCAUGUCGGCCGGGUAUUCUUCCACCCUUCAGGAAAACAAGGUACCAUCUCAACGAGUUCUCUGGUAGGAACUAUCCUAGGACUGCACAGGAGCUGUUUAAUCUCAGACACUCCAGCCUUAGAGUAACCGUUGAGAGGGCAUUUGGAGCUCUGAAGAAUAGGUUUAAGAUCCUGGAUCAGAAGCCAUUCCACCCAUACUCCACUCAGUGGGGCUUUGAUGAACACGUGCCUGAGGAGGAAGAUGUGGAGCCUGACGAUGUUGUUAGCUCCGGCCAUGGUGUGGAGGCAUUUGACAAUGAUGCUUGGAAGAACAAAAGGUUGGAGUGGGCAGAGGCGAUGUGGCUUAACAAAGGUCAGUGCAGGAUUUGA